Zingiber officinale is the source of this 1032-nucleotide messenger RNA. RefSeq lists its product as uncharacterized. NCBI's taxonomy places the organism in Eukaryota, Viridiplantae, Streptophyta, Magnoliopsida, Zingiberales, Zingiberaceae. The transcript has 5 exons. The record is from RefSeq and is a predicted model, not a curated record. Bases 110 to 856 code for a protein of 248 amino acids.
CAUUAUUUUUAUUUACUGCGUCUCGAUCAAGUCUUCCUCCGAUUUCUACCUUCGCUCGCUUGAUUCGUCUUUCUCUCGAUCUCUCGCGAUCUGUUAAGCUCCGAUCGGUAUGCGGAGAACUCGACGGCCUCCGAGCUCGUCGAUCGCAGUUGCUCGCCUUUGCCUUGUCUUGCACGUCUUGGUUUGCUCAAUUCCUGGUUUGUUACCUUUUGUUCAUCUUAAACAAAUUUUGGCGGAGAAGGUGGGGGCUUAUUGGGAAGGAAUUUUUUCAUCAAGGAUUGUGAGCUUAGGUUCUAUUGCGAUAUUCACUACUCAUGAGUGGUUUCCUACCAAACCAAUUGUCUACUUUCGCUGUCAAGGAGAAAAUAAGACCUACUUGCCUGAUGUAAAGCAAAAAGACAUUUUGUACACUUUCAAUGGGGAUGAAUCUUGGCAGCCCCUUACAGAACUUCCAGAGAAGAAAUGUAAAAGGUGUGGCGUUUACGAAGAGGACACAUAUACAUCUGAUGAUGUAUACGAUGAGUGGGAGCUGUGUGCUGGAAAUUUCGUCAAUGGAAAAUAUUUGCACUCCAAAGACAAUCAAUUCAACGCUUCAUUCAUAUGCCCUGAGUGCACUACAUCUGAUGUUACUACCAGCGACGCCACCGAGUCGAAGAAUGAGGCCUCCGGCCAAACGAGAAGGAAAAUAGCCAUGAUCGUAGCGGCAUGCACAUUGGCUGCUGCCGUAACUGGUGCUGCUGCGGUGAUGGUGUACAGAUGGUGGAGAAAGAGAAAGAGGGAGCAGGAGCAGGCACGCUUUCUCAAGCUCUUCGAAGAGGACGAUGACAUUGAAGAUGAACUCGGUCUAGAACUUUGAUUUAUUAUUAUUUUUUCAUUUUGUUCUUUUUAAUGUACGAAGGCCAUAAACUUACUUUUGAUUUUUAGUCACUUGUAAUUAAAGGAAAUAGAAGCAUAGCGUUCAACUUUUUAUGGGAAAGUUUUGGGACUUUCGUUCCAAUGGUAAACUAAUAAAUUAAAUCAGUAUUUGACUCA